CUUUCCUGUGUUUAUGACAAUGAUUUUGUGCAAGAGAUGAUCAGACCAGCCAGAGCUCAGCAGUACAAGAACAAUGCAACAGCCCCCCGAAGACAAGGCGAAAUGCAGCUGCAGGCAAAGAGUCUGGACUGCAGCGAGGAUACCUAUCUAAAUUGCUGAUAAGAGGACGCCUGCUGCUGCUCUCACAAAGUUAAUAAUGGAGCCAGCAGUGAGGAGUGAGGUCAUUCUCUCAGUUUACAUCAUUUCCUUCCUCAUAGGCCUGCCGUCCAACCUCCUGUCUCUGUACGCCUUCAGCGUUAAGAUCAACUCCAAGCCCCUGCCAACAGACAUCCUGCUUCUCAACCUGACUGUCUCUGACCUGCUCUUUCUGAUCAUCCUUCCUCUCAAGAUGCACGAGGCAGCAUCAGGCAUGGAAUGGCACUUGCCCAGCUUCCUGUGCUCCAUCACCUCCUUCACCUUCUUUUCCACAAUCUACACCAGCUCCUUGCUGCUGAUGGCUGUCAGUGUGGUCCGCUACAUCGGGGUAGCUUUCCCUGUCACCUAUCACCGGCUGCUCAAACCUGUGUAUGCAAUAGUUACCAGUGCUGUUAUUUGGUUGAUCUCAGCAGCACACUGCAGCAUCACUUUCAUUACCCAGCACCACCCAUCCCUGUCCAGCAAAAACUCCAGUGUGUGCUAUGAGAACUUCACUGAGAAACAGCUGAAGGUCCUCCUCCCUGUUCGUUUAGAGUUUUUCUUCGUGCUGUGCCUCAUACCUCUUCUGAUCUGUGUUUACUGCUACAUGCACUGCAUCUUGAUCUUGUACAGUCGCCCCAGGAUAUCCCGGAUGCAGAAGCAGAAGGCCAUUGGUAUGGCCAUGGGGACUCUAGCUGUGUUUCUCAUUUGUGUGCUGCCAUACAAUUUCUCCCAUUUACUGGGUUACUUCAUGAAUGAGAGCCCAAAAUGGAGGUACUACACUUUGCUACUCAGCACCUUCAACACCUGUAUUGAUCCCAUUAUCUUCUACUAUUCCUCCUCCUCUUUCCACUGCAAUAGUAAAAAGUCAAUUUUCAGGAAGCAUGUAGUCACUGUUCCAGGAUUACAAAAGCAGCCCACGAGCUCUGGCUAAGUGUAAAAUGCACUUUCUAUACAAAAUGUACAUAUAUAGCAUCAAUGUUAUUAUUGUAAUGUAUAUUAUAGGUAUUAUUAUAACUUUUAUUGUUUUCUU
Molecule: messenger RNA, 1207 nt
Organism: Epinephelus lanceolatus (giant grouper)
Lineage: Eukaryota; Metazoa; Chordata; Actinopteri; Perciformes; Serranidae
Product: free fatty acid receptor 2
Biological process (GO): cellular response to fatty acid; G protein-coupled receptor signaling pathway
Cellular component (GO): plasma membrane
Molecular function (GO): G protein-coupled receptor activity
Source: RefSeq, a predicted model, not a curated record